GUAGAUAAAAUCACCAAAAUAUGUCCUCAGCAGGGAACAAAAGUCUAUGCCUGGGUCCCAAAUAUAGCAUAUUUUAUAUAUUCUCUCGUGCUUAAAUUUUAUGCAAGAUUAAUUCAACUUAACGCAAUAUACCAACUCUGUUGUAGAGAUCCCGCCCCUUCUUCUAGUUCUGGGUAAAAAGACUUGCAGUUGUGUCAUCACCAUUAAACCAGAGCGGUUUCUAAGGUGUAGAAUCCUCAUCAGAAACUAUGCUGUGUCGUUUUCUUUGGCUGUGGAUCUUACUGCGUCGUGCAGGCUAUAUGUAUGAAACCAGAAGGAGGGAGAUUGGAACCAGGCCAACUCAAACAUAGUUGUGGCUCGUUUUGCACAGAUUCCUUUAGCGUCACAGUACCCUCAAGUCCUGUUCUUGUGGUGCGUGGAGCCACGGCACUUCUUCCCUGUGAGUUUGAACCAGACUCUGACAUCUCUAAUGUGGUGAUCACAUGGCAACGGGAGGAAAACGCUCAGGUGGUCCACAGCUUCUACUACGAGAGAGACCAGCUUGAACGACAAAGCUCUGAUUACGUCAACCGGACAAAGUUAAAUCACAAGGACAUUGCUAAAGGAAAUGCAUCCCUGAGUAUAGCCAGUUUUGGACUGAAGGAUGCAGGAAACUACUUGUGCAUAGUGAGCAACAACAAGGGAACUGACAGAAGAGUGGUGCGUUUGGUUUACGCGGCCUUCUAUUCCGAGCCGAUGUUAAGCGUCCUUCUCAAAUCCACCGGUGUGACUGUCCAGUAUGAGUUGGAGGGCUACCCGAGGCCAGAGGUAAUGUGGCUGGGGUCAGGAGGUCAGAAUCUCACUGACCAUCUGGAGAUUUCGCCUGCAUCAGACGGAGGACUGUUCUACGUAAAAAGCAGCUACAUAACCCAGAGUCCAGCGUUCAGUGUCACAUUUACUCUAAAAAACCCUGCUCUGCAUCAGAAGCUACAGAGGCAUGUUAACAUCAGCUAUGAUGGGAACAUGAGCUCCAGAUCUUCAGUUGUGGUUCUGUCUGUAUUCUGUGUUUUCCUCCUGUGCUCGACGGGUCUGCUGUUAUGGUUAUACUGUCAUGAAAGGCGCAAAUGUCCUCCCGUCCAUAAUGGAUACACAUGAAUGGCUGGAAAGUAACUACUACUGCUCUUCAGAUAGUGCCUUCAAUAUUAUUGUUACGUUUUUAUUCUCAUAUUUAAAUGAAUACUGCUGCUCUACUAGACUUUUUGCAAUGCUGAUUUGGGACAGAAACACAAGAAAUAAUUAAAAAGUAGAUUUUUUUUGUAGCAAUUACGUUGUGUUAGUUUCACUUAGCUGUCCUAAAUUCAUCAAAUUCACUAUAGCGACUAUCUUGAGAUGUUUAGUGAAACCAAAAAAAAAGAAAAAAAAAAAUUUCAGGUUUUUUAGAGCAUUCAUAAAAAUGUAAGAGUGAGAAUGCUAUACUAUAAUGAAAUUAGAAUGGUUUACAGAAAUCAUAAUUUGCAAAAUUCAUGGCUUCUUUUGAAUGUCAGUUUAUGGAAAACAAUGUUAUUAGAAACAUAAAGUGAUGACAUCUAACAGCAUGACAUCUAAUAGCAUGAUCAUGCUAACCAGCAUAACAACACUAGCAUGAAUUUAAGGAAGUACUAUCAAUCUUUAUUCUGUUUGCGAACACAGAAAUGAUACACUUCAGCUUUAAAAAUGAUAGUUCUAUGAAGAGUGAUAUAUUUUAAAACAUUGACUAUACAAAUGUUUUUUUUUUUCAUGAAAUAUGCAUAUCACUGAAAGAAUAUUGAAAACAAAAUGCUCAUUGUAUGCCUGCUGAUAUUGAAGAUUUUUACUAUGCACAGACUUGCUGGAGUUUACUUUCAUUGUAGCAGUAAUAUUAACAAGAUGUAUUUUACUUUAGUAUAAAAAAUUAGUUUGACAAAGUUUGUUUCAUGUUUUUUUAUAUUAUUUUUUAAGGCAUUUUAAAUGAUCUUAAAAAAACUAGAAUUUAGACCAAAACCAAAUUAAACCAAUCAAUAAAUUACAAAAUGAUAUU
Cyprinus carpio (common carp) is the source of this 2035-nucleotide messenger RNA. Its product is annotated as CD276 antigen homolog. The record is from RefSeq and is a predicted model, not a curated record. NCBI's taxonomy places the organism in Eukaryota, Metazoa, Chordata, Actinopteri, Cypriniformes, Cyprinidae.